This is a messenger RNA of Didymodactylos carnosus, 1498 nucleotides long. NCBI's taxonomy places the organism in Eukaryota, Metazoa, Rotifera, Eurotatoria, Philodinida, Philodinidae. The record is from the annotation of a GenBank genome assembly.
AUGGGAACUCAAAAUUCAAAAACAUCUAAUAGCUCCUCACCCAGCACUGAAGAUGGAGAUGAUGAGAAAAAUUUGGAAAUAUUUUCCCUAGUGUGGUUAGAUAAAGAUGUUAACAGAACCGACGAUAAUUUACAAAUACAAGAACAGUUAAGAGAAACAGCAAUUAAUUAUCUUAGAACGUUUGAUAAUAUUGGCACAUGUGAGCAAUGGAUUAGACGACGACAGUUGCAGGACGAUAAAAUAAUUCUCAUUGUCUCUGGUAGUUAUGGCAAGGAAAUUGUACCGUGUAUUUAUAAUUUACCAAAAUUAAUUGCUAUCUACAUUUAUUGUCACGAUAAAUUGACACAUGAACAAUGGUCACAAAAUUAUAAAGAUAAAGUUUGUGGUGUCAUAACAGAUUCUGAUGAAUUAGUUGAUAGAAUUACAAAAGAUCAAACAUAUUUUGAAAAAUUAGAAGAGACAACUUCCAUGUUCAUAACCACCAUUAGUAAUCCUUCAUCUUCCAACGAAAAAUCCUCAUCUAAAUUAAACGGUAAUUUCUUGUGGUCUCAACUGCUCAUCGAAGUGCUACUGCAUAUGAAACAUACAACCAAUAAUCGUCGAGAAUUAAUUAAGCUAUGUCAACAAAUGUAUGUCGGAAAUGCAGGUGAACUUCAGACAUUGAAGGAAUUUGAACGAACAUAUUCACCAGAAAAAGCAAUUUGGUGGUAUACUAAGCAGAGUUUUGUUUACCGCAUGUUAAAUAAAGCCUUGAGGACACAAGAUAUUGACGUACUGGUAGCAUUUCGGUUUUUCAUCACCGACUUGUACAAUCAAUUACAAGAACUACAUCAAAAACAAAAUCGCGACACUAUUCGUCGAGUCUAUCGUGGUCAGUUGAUGUCAAAAUAUGAAUUAGAUCAAAUGAAAUCGAUAAACGGCCAAUACCUGUCGUUAAACAGUUUUCUUUCAACCACACUCAAUCGAGAAGUAGCAGUUGAAUUUAUUACAACUGCACCUGUGACAGAUGAUUUAAUUGGAGUUCUGUUUGAAAUUGAUAUCGAUCCAAAAAUUAAAAAUAUUAAACCGUAUGCAAAUAUUUCUUUUAACAGUUUUUUCCAAACAGAAGCCGAAGUUCUAUUUAUGUUAGGUUCAAUUUUCAAAAAUCGGAGUAUAACUCAGAAAGGUGGUAUUACGAUCAUAAAACUUCAGCUGGCAAGUGAAAAUAAUUCAGAAUUGAAGCAAUUAUCGGACUAUAUGAAAAGUAAUUUGGAAAAAGAACGAAAUCUUUAUUCAUUAGGUCAUGUGUUGAUAGGCAUGGGUGAAUACGCCAAAGGUUCGAAAUGUUUUAAACGACAAUUAAGUGGAAUAGAAAAUAAAAAUUCUGGUGAAGCUGGCCUCUGUUAUACAGGUAACAGUCUGGGAGAAAAUAUUGACGCUUUAACAGAGAAUCAAAUGUUUUCACAAUCUUAUCUUCUAGGACUUGGAAUUGUUGCUGAUCAUGCAAAUAACUUCGAGC